Molecule: messenger RNA, 549 nt
Organism: Symbiodinium sp. CCMP2592
Lineage: Eukaryota; Dinophyceae; Suessiales; Symbiodiniaceae
Source: the annotation of a GenBank genome assembly
AUGCCGUCCAUGGCGUUGCGCCUCCUGUUCGCCGGCCUUGCGGUAGCCAAUGCUGCUGACGUUUGGGGACUGCGCGGCUCCGCGCCGCGAGCUCCGGCGCCAGCACCGCCUGCGCCGAGCGACACCGAGGACGGUUCGGAUAUCGUGGCGGGUGCCCAGGACGCCGCGAAGGCGGCCCAGAUCCAGGCUCAGCAGGCGCAGCAGGAGAUGGCCCUGGCGAAGAAGAUCGCACAGGAGGAGAAGGAAGCGAAGCAGGCGCAGCAGGCCGCCGCUUCUGCCGUGAACAAGGCCAAGAAGGACGAGGAAGAGAUCCGACAAAGGGAGUCUGCUCUUGCCGCCGAGAAGCAGAGAGCAGAUGAGAAGAUGCAGCAGGCCCAGAAGCUCGAAACGGCAGAGGAAGCCAAAGACCAGGCCGUGCAGAAUGCCAAGGCCAUCGCCGACAGCGAGAUGGCCAAAGUGCAGUCGGAGGAAGCCUCAUUGCAGAAGGAAGAGCAGCGAGUUCAAAGUGAGAAAGCGCAGGCCAACAAAGCUGCGGCCCAAGCUGGCUGA